Molecule: messenger RNA, 495 nt
Organism: Cyanidioschyzon merolae strain 10D
Lineage: Eukaryota; Rhodophyta; Bangiophyceae; Cyanidiales; Cyanidiaceae
Product: similar to calmodulin
Exons: 2
Coding region: 1-495 (164 amino acids)
Cellular component (GO): myosin II complex
Molecular function (GO): calcium ion binding
Source: RefSeq, a predicted model, not a curated record
AUGGCGAGCACUUCGACCAUGUCAGGCAGCCGACGGAAGGAAUUUACUGAUGAGGAUCGGGAGGAGUUCCAAGAAGCAUUCAACCUGUUCGAUCGCGACGGUGAUGGCCUCAUCUCAGCGAGCGAGCUUGGCUCAGUGCUUCGCUCGCUCGGACAGACUCCAACUGAGGCUGAGAUCCAGGCUCUCAUAGCCGAGGCGGACUCGGAUGGUAAAGGUUCUGUAAACUUUGAAGAGUUCCUCGCGCUAAUGACACAGCACGCGAAGGAUCCAGCUGAGACUGAGGAGGCACUGAGACAAGCGUUUCGUGUGUUUGACCGCGACGGGGACGGCACCAUCAGCACCAGUGACUUGCGCUACUUUAUGGUUACUUUAGGUGAAAAGCUCUCCGAGGACGAGGCCGAUGAAAUGAUCCGUAUGCUCGAUGAAGACGGCGAUGGUCGCGUCCAAUGGGAAGAUUUUGCUCGGCUGCUUAAAAGCAGUGUCAAUACUCAGUAA